This is a messenger RNA of Orussus abietinus, 1946 nucleotides long. RefSeq names its product haloacid dehalogenase-like hydrolase domain-containing 5. Gene Ontology annotation, cellular component: mitochondrion. The coding region runs from base 83 to 1270 and encodes 395 amino acids. The transcript is spliced from 3 exons. Gene Ontology annotation, biological process: glycerophospholipid biosynthetic process. The record is from RefSeq and is a predicted model, not a curated record. NCBI's taxonomy places the organism in Eukaryota, Metazoa, Arthropoda, Insecta, Hymenoptera, Orussidae.
CUAAUACUCUUUGCGUGCCACUGCGCACAGAGUAGUUUUAAGUUAGUACGUUCAAAUUAAUUAUUAAUUAAACAUUGACACAAUGGCAAUAAUAAAAAUACUGCUAAAGCCAGACAUUAGAAAAAUUUCUGGGGCUAGACAUCUAAGUUCAAAGCCAAAUUUCGGGUUGCUGUUUGACAUAGAUGGGGUAAUUGUACGUGGGAAAAAUGUAUUACCAUCAGUACCUGAGUCCUUCAAACGUCUUAUGGGACAGAAUGGCAAAUUCCGAGUUCCUACUGUGUUUGUAACUAACAGUGGAAGUGCGUUACGUAGUCAAAAAGCAGCGGAUUUAUCAAAAUGGAUUGGAAUCGAAGUGUCGGAACAACAGGUGAUCAUGGCACAUUCUCCAUUGCGAUUAUUCAAACAAUUUCAUGACAAGCAAGUUCUCAUUUCUGGUCAAGGUCCAAUUAAUAAAAUUGCUGAUGAAUUGGGUUUUAAGAAAACAACGACUAUAGAUGAAUUAGUGAAAAACUUUCCAUCGUUGGAUUAUGUAAAUAUGAACAAAAGGAAUCCACAGUGUGGCCCAAUAGAUCCUAAUUUUCCUACAAUAGAAGCUAUCGUUCUCCUCAGUGAGCCUAUAAGUUGGGAAACGCCAUUGCAAUUAAUGGUUGAUCUUUUAAUGACUAAUGGAAUGCCUAAAGAACUGCCAGCUUCUAUUCCCUAUCCACAUAUACCAAUUUUGGCUUGUAAUAUGGACUUACUAUGGGUUUCUGAAGCCCCACUGCCUAGAUAUGGACACGGGGCAUUUUUAGUAUGCUUAGAAAACAUAUAUAGGAAAGUUGUUGGAAAGGACAUACAAUAUACUGCAUUAAUAGGUAAACCAAGUAAAGUGACAUAUAUUCAUGCAAAUCGUAUGAUCGUCGAGCAUGCAAAACAGAUUGGAGUAGGUGAUAACGUUGAUACUAUUUAUACAAUUGGUGACAACAUUAAUACCGAUGUAUUUGGGGCUAAUCUAUAUGACAAAUAUUUGGCCCAGUAUGCCACAGGAAAAGGUACAAAAGUCAGCAAAAUGAAAGCUCUGCUAGGUGAUUACAUAAACGGUCCUAGCGCGAAAGCUUGCAUCAGUAUUCUAGUUGAGACCGGUGUUCACCAAAGGGAUUCAGAAUUUUUCUCGGAUCACAGUCACAGAGAUUUUCAUCCCAUCGAAGAAGGCCUUUGUAAACCAGCUUUUAUCGUAAAAGACGUUGGCCAUGCUAUUGACCUUGCUUUUAAAGAGGAAGCAUUCGACUAAGUAGGCAGAUCCAAUAAUGUCGACGGUGUCUCAGAUUGGAAGCAAGAUAGAAAAUUGUAGAAUUCAGUAAUAGCAGCUACUUAUAGUAUUAUCAUCCCGUGGUAGUACACAGCAAGGUUGGUCUGCCAUUAGAAGAAUAUAUGAGAUCAAGAUCUCAUUGACAUGUUUAUUUUAAUAAUAGCUCAUUAAGCUUUUUUGUUCAUUUUUAAUGGAGAUUGAGGAAAAUGUAAGACUUUUAGAUUUCCUGGACAAUUCUGAGUAGAACAAAUUUAUAAAUUAUAUUUUGCUUUUUUCAGAGAGAAGUCGAUACUUAUAUACAUGUACUUUCUAGAGACUUACACAGACAGAGAAAAGAAUAGAAAUAACAAUGUAAUUAAAGAAUUAAGUAGAAUAAUUUUUUAUAAGAUUAUAUUAAAAAUGUUAAAUUUUUUUGACUUAGUUCAUCCUACUGAAGCAGGGUUAUCUACUCUCAUCUUACAUAUAAUAUUUUGAACAUUACAAUUUCAUGUAAGUUUGUAUAUUAUUGGGGUAAUUGUUAUUCUAGUCUUGCAGAGACGUGAAGAUUGAAUACCAUUGAAUGUCUUUGAUAUACUCUUAGAAACUGCCAGAUUGUGUUGGAGAAUUUAUUAUUUUUCACGGAAUUAUUUCCUACAAUACACAUCAAUUAAUGACGUAA